CUCGUUCAAUAAUCGUAUUCAUGCUGGCACAUAUCAUCUUUUUGUUGGCACUAUCGCCUUUUUCUCUAGGAGCUACUAUUCCAACCGUACCCAACUUGCUUAAAGGCAGUAACGAUGGUUCUUCCCAUCACCAGAUACUCUUUCUUGUCAAUGAUGAAGCAACCGACAAAAUCGAGUCUAUUUCUAUCAAAAACAAUAGCCCUAAUGUUAUGCUUGCAGAUACCCCUGAUGGAUCUGAUGAAAAGAACCUACUGGAAUUGGUGACUAGUCAAGAAGUUUUGAGCACCUUUGCCGUUCUUCUUGUUGAACGAGAUACUCUUGUAACAGCAUUGACAGCUAAAAAUGCAAACCUUACUGUUUUGGCUCCAGACAAUCAGGCAUUCAAAGGUAUUCAUUACCCGCCUCCAGACGAAGCCAUCACCAAUAUCUUGUUGUAUCAUAUUGUUAGCCCGGCUACUACAAUGGAGCAACUUUUUGAUGGACAGCUACUCGAUACAGCUUAUAGCCCAGAGGCUCUUGAUGGAAAACCACAAAAAAUUCGUGUAACCAUUGAGAAAGAUUAUGGGUCUGUUCGCCUUAACAAGUACUCUCGCAUUACCGAGACUAACAUCAUAGCCAGCAAUGGCGUGGCUCAUGUCAUCAGUAAUUUGAUUAUGCCACCACCCAAUGCGCUUAAUAUCAUUGCCCAUAAUCCAUUUACCUUUGCCGUGUUUCUCCUGGCACUGAAACGGGUGGAAAUAGACGAUAUUAUUCGUAGCACCCACUCACUGACAAUAUUUUGCCCAACCAAUCAAGCUUUUAAAGAUCUUGGCUGGCCACGUCUCAGAUACUUGUUUAGCGAAGAAGGAAAGCAGAGUCUUGAAGAUAUUGUUCUAUAUCACCUUUCUCCAAAACUGUCUUAUUCUUCAGAUUUGUUCGAUGGAGACCAUCAGUUACCCACUAUGCUUAAAGACAAAACAAUCAAAACCAGUCCCAAAAAGGGUGACGAUGAAACUCUGACUGAUAUUGAAAUCAACGACGAGUCCUACGUGGUUGAACUGGACAAUCUUGCCAACAAUGGUGUCAUUCAUGCGAUUGAUAAAAUUCUUGUUCCUUUUGAUUGGCAGAAUAUUGACGAAAGGGUUCAUGUAUGGGAUAGAAUGCCCGAUUUAACUUCUGUGUUUGAAGUUGAGCAAAUUAUUGAUUCUCUGUGAAAUCGGAUCGAUGAUGCACAUUGGGUUGGUUUUGGAUCUUGAGGUUUAAAGUAUUCCUGUCAAGCUUCCAACUCACCAAAUGCUUUACAACCGCACUUUAUUAUUUGGAAUUUCAAACUUUUAUUGGGCUAUUUUACUACCAUUGAUUUAGCCUUUCAUACCUAUUCAAUAAAAACAUACUUUUUUAUUUCAAGGCCAUUGUAUACUACUCUUGGCUUU
Molecule: messenger RNA, 1412 nt
Organism: Batrachochytrium dendrobatidis JAM81
Lineage: Eukaryota; Fungi; Chytridiomycota; Chytridiomycetes; Rhizophydiales
Exons: 4
Coding region: 21-1193 (390 amino acids)
Biological process (GO): macroautophagy
Cellular component (GO): fungal-type vacuole membrane
Source: RefSeq, a predicted model, not a curated record